AUGCAAUCUGAAUUUGAUGCUCUUAUUCGAAAUAAGACGUGGGAUUUAGUUCCUCGUCCUUGUGAUGCUAAUCUUAUUCGAUGUAUAUGGAGUUUUAGGCAUAAGAAAAAUUCUGAUGGCUCCUUUGAGCAUUAUAAGGCUCGUCUUGUAGGUGAUGGCAGGUUACAGGUUGCAGUAUCUCGUCAUCCUGAUGGCAUAUUUCUCAGUCAAAGCACUUAUGCCUCAGAGAUCGUUGAAUGUGUUGGCAUGACGUUUUGUAAACCACCAGCCACUCCUGUUUACACCAAGCAGAAACUCAGCACCUCAUCUGGCACUUCUUAUGAGGAUCCCUCCUUAUAUCGGAGUCUUGCAGGGGCCCUAUAG
This is a messenger RNA of Lathyrus oleraceus (garden pea), 363 nucleotides long. RefSeq lists its product as uncharacterized. The transcript is spliced from 2 exons. The coding region runs from base 1 to 363 and encodes 120 amino acids. The record is from RefSeq and is a predicted model, not a curated record. NCBI's taxonomy places the organism in Eukaryota, Viridiplantae, Streptophyta, Magnoliopsida, Fabales, Fabaceae.